AUGGUAGACUCAACGGUGGGGGACGUGGUGGAAGGCCACGGCACGCACGUGUGCGGGAUUGUGAGCGGGAACGCCAACGGACAGGCAGAUUCACAAUUCCUGGCAGCUGAGAGCGGUGUAGCUCCGGAUGCCAAGGUUGUGUUUCAAGACGCCGGGGACUCGAGUGCGUCAGGGUAUCUGAACAUCCCAGCAGACCUCGAGCUCGGCGUCUACUCGUUGGCACGCGGGGGUGGGGCGCACGUGCACAGCAAUUCGUGGGGUGGAUUGAACAACGAGUACAGCAUCGAUACUUACCACACAGACGACUUCGCCUACUUGCAUCCUGACUACCUGAUAAUCUUUGCUGCGGGCAACGACGGGCCGUCCUAUGCAAGUGUGUCGGAACCGGCAGUAGCGAAGAACAUCAUCUCAGUCGGGGCCUCGGCGGGGAUCCCCGAGAACGGCUGGACGUCUCCUCAAGUAGAACUUCCUGCCAUCACAGACCUUGCCACCAAUGUCGCCUCUUUCUCCUCCCUCGGCCCCACCUACGAUGGUCGCUUCAAGCCCGACUUGCUUGCUCCCGGGCAGCAAGUCGUGUCUGCUCGCUCCGAGGGC
This is a messenger RNA of Guillardia theta CCMP2712, 594 nucleotides long. RefSeq lists its product as hypothetical. Gene Ontology annotation, molecular function: serine-type endopeptidase activity. The transcript has 2 exons. Lineage: Eukaryota; Cryptophyceae; Pyrenomonadales; Geminigeraceae. The annotation marks the transcript as partial. The record is from RefSeq and is a predicted model, not a curated record. Gene Ontology annotation, biological process: proteolysis.